Molecule: messenger RNA, 7141 nt
Organism: Harpegnathos saltator (Jerdon's jumping ant)
Lineage: Eukaryota; Metazoa; Arthropoda; Insecta; Hymenoptera; Formicidae
Gene: Pten
Product: phosphatase and tensin-like protein
Exons: 10
Coding region: 302-2068 (588 amino acids)
Biological process (GO): cell motility; phosphatidylinositol 3-kinase/protein kinase B signal transduction; protein dephosphorylation
Cellular component (GO): nucleus; cytosol; cell projection
Molecular function (GO): phosphatidylinositol-3,4,5-trisphosphate 3-phosphatase activity; protein tyrosine phosphatase activity
Source: RefSeq, a predicted model, not a curated record
CGCAAGAGCGACAGCGACGAUCUUCGUCUAUUCGUUCCUACAGAAAGAGAGAGGGAAAGAGAGAAAGAGGGAGAGAGAGAGAGAGAGAAGAGAAAGAUAGAUGGAGAGAGGGAGAGAGAGAGAGAGAAAUGUGCGCGGAGAGACAGCGAUAGAGGGAGACGGAGUGUAAGAGCUAGAGAGAGAGAGAGAGAUAAAGAGAAAGAAAGAGAUAGAAUGAACGAACUAGCAAGUGUAAGGCCAGCAUUUCAUUUAUCGUACGCUGAGUAUUGUCGGAUCUGCCGAUUGGCUGGUGGCAGCGCGCAUGCGGUCGCACAUACGGCACAUUUGUCGUGCAGUAUGUAGUAUAACCUUCACUGCAUUGUUUAUCGGCCGGCCGCCAUAUUGUAUCGUAUACGAGACGUCGCAAGUCGGUCUCUGUGCUCGACUUCGUUACGACGAAAAUCUGACAACUCUCCGACUGAUGCCCCCCCACUUGUUGGGAACCAAUCGGAGACCCACCAGUGGCAGGUUGAACAGUAAAAUCUCUGAGCAUAUUUCGGCAUCAGUAACUCCCCUCCAUGUUUGUCUGGAGGAACAAAGAGGACCAGAACUGGGCUCAUGUGACGCCUCAGCUCACAAGCCUCAGGUCAAAAACACCUUUGAGAAUCAAAAGGCAGAAGAAGAAGUUCCCGAGGAGGCAGAGGGUGCAUCAGUCGAAAUCGAAGCAGAAGAGUUAAAACAGAGCCAAUCGAGUAUGGCCAAUACUAUCAGCAACAUGAAAAUGACUAAUCCCAUCAAGGGACUGGUUAGCAAACGUCGUAAACGUUUUACAGAAGAUGGUUUUGAUCUUGAUCUCACAUAUAUAAGAGAUAAUUUAAUAGCAAUGGGUUUCCCUGCCGAGAAGCUAGAAGGAGUGUACAGAAAUCAUAUUGACGACGUUGUUAAGUUGCUGGAAUCCAAACAUAAAGAUCAUUACAAGAUUUAUAAUCUGUGUUCUGAGAGGUCCUACGAUUGCAAAAAGUUCAAACAGAGAGUAGCUACUUAUGCAUUCGACGAUCAUAAUCCACCGAAGUUGGAGCAAAUCAAGCCGUUCUGCGAGGAUGUGCACGAGUGGCUCUCCCUACACAAAGAGAACGUAGCCGUGGUCCAUUGUAAGGCGGGUAAGGGUCGAACGGGCGUGAUGGUGUGUUGCUAUUUACUCCAUAGCAAGCAAUUUGUCACUGCCAUGGAUGCUCUUAAUUAUUACGGAACUAAACGGACGCACGACAGGAAGGGAGUGACGAUACCUUCGCAGAGGAGAUACGUGGAUUACUAUGCAACUCUGGUUCAAGGAGGUCUCAAUUAUCAACCGGUGACAUUGAUACUUCGUAAAAUACAGCUGGAUCCAGUCCCCAUUUUCAACGGCGGUCAAGGAAGUCUACGUUUUGUAAUCUCGGAAUCUAACAAAAGGAUAUUUACGGAAGAUUACGAGGUACGGAAAGGUACCUCUUCUAUUAAUAUCUCGCUGGAGAGCUAUGUAGCGUUAACGGGAGAUAUACGAGUGGAUUUCUUCAAUAGGCCGAAAAUGAAACGGAAGGAGAAGAUGUUUCAUUUUUGGUUCAACACAUUUUUCGUCCGAGAAUACACGACUUCCGACUACGACAAUGGCGAAUUACCGAGGUCGACAAGGGCAUUGAGCUGCGACGGCACGGCUAUGGAGUCGCCGAUGGUUAUGCCGCACGUGAGAUCUAGAACCGGAUCGUUAGCGAGCCUUGGUCCCAUGCCGCCUACUCUUGUUUUACGGAUAGACAAGUGGGGAUUGGACGAUGCACACAAGGAUAAGAAUCACAAGCAGUACAGUUCAGAUUUUAAAGUGAGUCUAUUUAUGCAUUGCGUGGGCGGGAGCAUAUCGCCGGCUGUGCCGGCGACGACGAACAGAACCGGGGACGGUGUGCAGUCCGGGCAGGAGACGUCGAGCGAGUCCAGCGAGGCUGACAGCAGCGAGUGCGACACCACCGGCGAUGAGGACGGUUGGGAUUCUGUGGACUUGGGCCAGCGCGUCGGCCGGUACCGUCUUCUAUCAGAUGGAGGGAUGAUAGAUCUUUUGUGAGCCCAUCGCCAAUCACCCCCUAAUCAUCUUUCUCGACUUCGGUGUCAUUGGCAUUUUAAUUAUCAGACACGUACACACAUACACACACAUGCACACCAACACACAUAGACACGUAUUAUAUAUAAUAUACGUAUACAUAUAUGCGCGCGUGCCACGCAAACAUUAUAUGUAGCGCGUUACACAGAGACAACACCGCGAGAAACUUACAUCCGUUAUCAUCGCCGAGACAACACACGCACGCACACACACACACACACACAUUCGGCGUCUACUACGUUUAAUUACAUUUAAGCUUUUGUACUUGAGUUAGCAUUUUGUUUACGCUACAUAAAAGGAAGCCAUUGUGAUUUUUUUCUACGUAAAGAAGAAAAAGCAAAAAAAAAGAAGAAGAAAGGUAGGAAGGAAGGAAGGCAGGCAGGAAGAAAGGAAGGAUAUAGAUGGAAAGAAGGAAGGAUAGAAGGAAGGAGGGAGGGAAAUCGAUACUAACCGCUAUCUUGCCGUCACGAUUGAUUAUGAUUUCGCGUGAUCUUGUUGCGCGAGCCGAAGCGAUUGAAGAUUAGGUUUUGCGAGAGUGAUUUAAGUGCAUUGUAGUGUGAGUGCUGUUAGUGGACGAUGAACUGGAAGCGGAAGCAGCGGCGAGCGAGAGAGUAUUUAUUGUCCGUGUAAGAAUCUAAUCAAAAUUAACGUACUCUUCUCACAGAUUCACUAAUAACUCUUACCGUUCGUGUAACCACACUUUGUUGUGCAUUAUUUUUCUUUUUCCUUUUUUUUUCUUCUCAAAUGAGUUUUGUCGUUUCUGAACAACGUCGAGCUCUCAUAUCAUUCUGCAUGACACGAUGAUGCUUUCUUUUUCUUUCUCCUCCGCUUGUCGAAUGGGUGUCGAACACACAAACAAUUUUCGACAUGUCGAGUGAAGUCGACGUGAAGAUUACGACAUGCGAAGAUUGCAAGUGAUGUGUAAAGAUCAUUGUACAUCGUCGACAUUUCUGUUAGGGAAUAGCGCGACGUCACACGACUGAAUUAUCCAUAGCGAAAAUUGUCCGCGUGAGGCGGAAACUCAGACGGAAAUUGUUGAAAACUCUGUAUGUGUGAGUGGCGCCGCUUGUACAUUGAACGUACGAUUUUUACAAUUUGUCACGAGUGGGUUUCUAAAUUCUCGCGUAACUAUAAUCGGUGCGUUUCCGAUAUGCUUUUUUAAUCUAAACGCGACGAAAACAAAAGAUCUCACCAUGGAUUACUCUGACAGCACGAAUAGCAUUCGAUCGAACGCGACUCGAGAUUUUAGUUUUGCAUUAACUUUGGAGAUUCUGUCGAUGAAUCAACGGCACACAUUUUAUACAAUAUAAAUCUGUUAUAAUACUUUUCUUUGCACAGACCUGUGAUCAAUGGUUUCUCUUGGUUCCGUUUCAUUUUUCUGACAAGUACGUACAUACGCGCAAGUAUGUACUUGUCUGUGUAUAUAUAUACACACAUACAACACACAACCAAACUCCUCUCAAAAUGACAAAUAUAGAAACGUUGUGUCCGUUAAGUAGAAAGAAAGCACGGUCAAAAAACAAAUGAACGGGCUAUAUGGCGUAGCGGAAAUGCAUGUUUAUAUAUGAAUAUGAACUAUAUGGACUGAGAUGAAGAAGAGAGAAAGAAAAGAAAAAGAAGAAGAAAAAUAAGAAGAUAAUGCUGUAAAGAAACGAAUAUUUUCAUAAGAAUAAAAUAUCGUAUAUAAGUCAAUAAUAACGUCUAGAGAGAAAAUAAUAUGUGGAAUAUCCGCCAUCGAUUUUCUUCGCUGAAACAGCCGGUUCUCAUCGUGCAUCCCCGCGAGAGUCUCUCUCUCUCUCUCUCUCUCUCUCCCCCUUUCUCUCUCAUUCACUGUUAAAUUUUCGCGCAUACACUCACAGUCGAGCGAGAUCUCGCGAGGGUAGAAACAAAAUUUGUUGUGUAUAGUAGAGUUCAAUAUUGACUAGUAAUAACGCGCAGUCUCGGUGUGAAGCCGAGAUCGAAAAAGUGAUCGUUGAAUUCGUCGGAGAAUUCACAGCCAAGGCAAGUCCCUCGCGACACCUUUCCGGGAUUAUCUCCGUGCGCGCGCACAGCCUUGUACUUUGAUAAAAUUAUUACGACUAUCUCGUGACGCACCGCGCGUUAAAAGAGGAACACGUAUUGUUACUAUAUUCGCGGACACUUUUCCACUGUUAUACAAUUCGGAAAUUUCGGUCGAUCCCCGAAAUCUUUCGUCUCUCCUGUGCGCGCGACGGUUCUUUUCGAGGAUGAAUAUUUUCCAAGAAAGGCACGAGAGUACUUCUGCGCGAGCGUACAAACGAAAUCCCAUUUUUCCCAUUUAAUGUUCAGCGCUAUUUUAGCUUACAGAAUGUUUAAUAGAGGCACACGCAUACACAUACAAUGUAUGAAUAUGUAGAUACGUCUUGCGCGCAAGGAUCUCCGUUGCGCGAUCUACGGGGAUUCUUGCGCAGGUUCACGUGUUCACAGCUGAAACUCUCAGGCUCAGCUUCUUCGGCAAUCACCAACUUUUUUCCAGUGCAAUUUUCGUUGUUCCGAUCCGCAUCGGCGACACUUGCGGAGCAUUGUUUGAGCGCCACAUAAUUGCGAGAUACAACUCGUAUCGGUCGUGCACCGCGACCAGUCGUUUCUCAGAGCGUGUCAGCGUCAUCUCCUCACGCGAACGUGGACAUUCGACGAGCACCUUUUCCUGCAUUUCAUUUACACUCUUACUUGACCCCAGGUUCGGAGGUCGUUGACUGUUGCGUAAUCGCCGAGGAGAGCUCGCGACUAGAUACGAUUUUUUCGAUUAAUAAAACCUACAGGAAAGAUUAGUGAUUUGUCGCGGCGACUUGCCUUUGAAACGAUGUUUGCCCGCGAACUUCGAACUAUAUCGACUCAUUGUAUUAUUCAUUGAUCGAAUUUUAUAGUUCCUCUGAAACAGUUUCUUCGUUAAAGAAACCCACUGAAGGCCAUGGUUGUUUAAAAAAUCUUUUUUAAUUGGAAAAUCAGUCUAUUCAUUUCAAAUUAAUACAAGAGAGUACUGGAGGAAAUUUUUACCUAAUUUUUAACUUUUACUAAUUAUUUUUUCUUAGGCGGGAAAAUUGAGCACUGUGAACAUGAGAACGAAAUUUUAUAUUAUUCAAAUGAAAGAGAGAGAGAGAGAGAGAGAGAGAGAGAGAGAGAGAGAGAGAUUUUAUGUUCAAUAAAAAAGAAGUGUCCUAUAAACGAGACACCGGGGCUACGAUUGAGUUAAAAUACAGGACAAUUUUCAUAGAAUGAAACCACAAGUUAAACAGCUGCGAGCUCAGCCAGGUCAAAGUUCCACUAUAUUUUAUGACCAUUAGACUAUCGGUAACAUGACAUUUCCAAGUAUCGAAGAUACAAUUCGACGAGCUCGAUUUGAGAAUAAAUUCAGAGAAGAAAAAAGAGGUUCUCGCGGAGGGUCUGUAUCGUUUAUUAAUCGAAAAAAGAAAAGGAGAGACGCCCGGUUCGGCGGGGCUCGUUCCCGCGCGGAGUGAGCGGGAAGAGGGGAUGCACCACACACGCUUCCGUGCCGUCGAUAGCGAAACCACCCACGGAGGGGGAGGGAGAAUCAACGAGGCCACCGUUUUUUCGAUAAUGACGUUGUACAAAGUACGUGCGCGGGAGAAAACAGAAAAGGGACAGAGAAGAAAAUGGAAAAAAAGAAAAUGCAAAACGAGAGAGGAAAGCAGACGGUCAUCCGAUUCCUUCGCUAUUUUAUGCCUGUGUACCAGCGAUUGUUACGUACACCUUUGCAUAGUGAUAGAAAAGCGACCCUUGGUGCUCGCGUUGCAGAGGCGAGUUGCAGAAACCGCCGAGGAGAAGCGUGUUUUCCCCUCGCCGAUAGAUAGGAUAACACGUCGAGUUAACGCUGCGUGCCCGAGACGAGUAAAAGGGAGUGGUAGCGCGCGAGAAACUUAUUUUUCAGUAGCGGACGACUCUCACACAACUCGAUUGUCCACCCCGGCCCGAAUGUGCCGGGAACACACCGGAGCACCACGAACGAACAGUUGCGCGAACACGACUUUUAUACAGCCGCUGAUGUGUUUCCGUUACUCCUACUUGCGCGUAGAAUUCUAUAUAUAUACGGUGAUGACACAACGCGAUACCGCGUCGUCGAUCCUCGAUCUUGUACGUCGUAAGAAUCGCGCUUGUUACAUCGGGCGGCGCAGGAGAAGGGCGAGAACGCGGCAGAGAUGUGCUUUCGCGCGGAUCUGGAGUCCAGACUUUUGCUCAACACCCGAGAAAACACUCGGGAGAAUUCGACCAGAAAAGAUCAUUCGUCGCGAGUUUCAUUGAUCACGUCACGCAUACACAUUCGCUCUCUUACCGCGAUAUCUUCGAUUGUAAUAAUGUCGUUUAAAUUUAAAAACAAAGGGAAAAAGCAAGAAACUAAAAAGAGAGAAAAGAGAGGAAAACAACCGGACCCCGCGCUCGGAGAAUACAUUUCUUCUUCCGGUUCCCCGAUCUUCCUGGCGCGCCUCGUGCUGGUGAGAACUCGCAAACACGUCGGACGAGAACUCCCCUUGUACAUUUCAUCUCGAACGGCGCGUCUGCCCGACACCCGGGACACCCGGCCGUUUUACAUUUACGCGAUAAACGUAUUUUUGUACUUUCUCCUUAUUAUUAAAUUGGACGCGGGUGCGUAUGUGCCGUACCUACACGCGCUCGUGCGUAUAAAAAUAUAUAGGAUCUCAUAUUUACAUAUUGUGAGUAUUAAUUGACGCUUACGAAUUACCGGUGAAUUUCUCAUUUAGAUGACGAGAGACGUUUCUAGAUCGGUUAGCGCGCGGGGACGAUCCGAUUAAAGAGAAGGGAAAAGAAAAGGGAGGAGGAGGUUCAAAAACAGAGAACAAAGCCGUAAGAAUAAAAAAAGGUGUGUUUUACUUCGCCGAUUUUUUAUAAGCACCAUCCGUGUCGACGAAUAAGAUUUUGUCAUAAGAUUGUGAAUAUUACGUACGUUAGUUACUGACAAAUAAAUGUUACACGAUGCAGUUUGUGUAAGAAUAUUCCUUGUAUUCUUUCGAGCGAGUUGUCACUUUCUUUAAUUCUAUCUCU